AGAGAGAGAGAGAGAGAGAGAGAGAGAGAGAGAUGGAGAUGGAGAUGGAGAUGGAGAUGGAGAGAAGCUUGGCGGCGAUGGACUCAUCUCCGACUGGAACUACGGCGGUGGCGGUGGCGGUGGCGGAAAUACUUGGGAAUGGGGACGUGGAAGGAGGUUUGGGUGGAAAAGGGGAGGAUCGGGUGAAGGGACCGUGGUCGCCGGAGGAGGACGCCAUCCUGAGUCGCCUUGUGAGCAAGUUUGGUGCUAGGAACUGGUCCCUUAUCGCCAAAGGAAUUCCUGGACGCUCCGGGAAGUCUUGCCGCCUCCGAUGGUGUAAUCAGCUUGAUCCUGGGGUCAAGCGCAAGCCCUUCACUGAGGAAGAAGACAGGAUUAUAGUGGCAGCGCAUGCUAUACAUGGCAACAAAUGGGCAUUCAUUGCAAGGCUCUUAGAUGGGAGAACAGACAAUGCAAUCAAGAAUCACUGGAAUUCUACUCUGAGACGCAAAUGUCGUGAUGUUGUCCAGUUUAAGGUAGAACAUGAUGAUUUGGAGGAUGCUAGUGUAGAAAAAAAUAAGGGACUUUCUGAAGAAUCACCAUCUGUUGUUGAUGGGCUGCCCUUAAAGCCAUUGGAAGGAAUGAAUGCUGUUAAUUCAAAGGAAACCAUCACCAAUCAUUUUAAUGACAAGGUCGAAAUGCCAAGCAACACUUUUACUCCUGAAGCAAAAGACCCCCCUUACCUACAUAGGCCAAUUGCAAGAAUAAGUGCCUUCAAUCCUUAUAAUUGCCUUUCUGGCAAGCCAAACUGUUCCUCUUCAAGACCAGUUCCAGCUUAUGAGCAAUUGUUCCAAGCAUCCAGACCUGGUGGAGGGUUUUGCAAAUUUGUCAAUAGCUUGUAUGGGGAGCCCCAGGUACCAACCAGAUGUGGACAUGGUUGUUGUGAAACUCAAAAUGGCCUUCAUUUGAAGGAAUCUUUGUUAGGCCCUGAAUUCGUUGAGUUUGUUGAGCCACCUGCUAUCUCAAGUCAUGAAUUAGCUUCCAUAGCUGCAGAGUUGAGCAACAUUGCAUGGACAAAAAGUGGCUUACCAAGCAGUAAAGCUAAGGUUUUUCAUUGUUCACCAGGUCAGGUAUCAUUGUGAUGUUAUGCUAGGAAGGAGCGAUAAGGACCUCAUUUUCCAGUAUAACAGUAAAAAUUAAUCGUUGCACACGAUGUAUGUUUCAACAAUGAUGAGGCGAGCAGACAUUCAAUUAGCAGCGAAUGGAUCGGUCUUCUGGUGCUGAUGGUAGCAGAUGUCACUUUGGUCAUGCUUAGGGUUGGUGUGAAGGGUUUCUUGGUUUGGCAGUUGGACAUACUUGUCUUCUGCUUGGAGAGAAUUUUUGGCACCUCUGAAGGUCUCAAUGGCUUCUUUACUUAUAGCAAUGUAUUAGAGAACCUAGAGUUCUGCUCAAUAUUAUGAAGUUCUAGAAUCUCUUUCUUCAUAUGCUCUGCAUUUUAUGUUUCGGUUCAGAUUGUCUCAAACAAUUUUUAUACCAGAUCCUUUCUCUCUUUUUCAUGCUUUCAAAAGAUAAUUAUAUUUGUUCGGCAUAGUUGUUAUGUUUAACAUGCGGACUUGUUGUAAUUUGUAAUCAUGAUUUUCCCCAUGAGCUUGUCAACCGGAGUGUGGAAACCUCUCCUAUUUUGGAUGAUUCAAUCUAUAAAGGUUAGAGAAUGAUGCCCACUGACUGCUAUGGCACUUCAUUUGGGGUUGUUGGUUGUCAUCUUUAUGUUUACAUCAAUCAAGAGUAUAUUUUCUUAAUGGAUACAAUUGCUAGAGAGCUUUUGAUUUCUGUUUAUCUCUCUUGUUUGAUUGCUAAACUGAAAACAGUAAUCCUGCUGAUUCCUUGUCAAAUCAGUACUGUUCCUCAAGUUUCUAUUUACAGCUUUGAUGGCUUUCAAACCUUGCUACUGUUUAAAAGGCCAGGGUUGGUGUUCUGUCCUUAUCUCAGCUGAGCAAGCCUAAGCUACCCCAGAUGAACAUUGAGGAGUGGGACCUUCUUGAUCACCACCUAAUUAGUAUGUAAUCCUCUGCUUUCUUUUCUACUUGUUAGUGUACCACACGUAGCCUCAAGCUAUAUUCACUGCCAGGCCUAGUCACUGAAAACCACAUUGAAGUGCACAUGGUCAUGGACGCUAAGAAACUGGAGAUUCUAUCCCAAAGUUUUUUUUCUGCUUUCCAAUUAUUCCUCUGCACUUGAACUGCUUCCAAGCUCUAUCUUUCCUUCAUUUCAUGAUGUUUUGCCUUCUAUUCUUCCAUUUUAACUCUUGCAAUUUCUCAUCAUGCAUGUACCCUUUUAUUCUCUUUAAUGUCAGCCAUCAGAAAUGAAUAUAGUUAUUUGGCUGUUUGGUUGUUGUGAUUAGACAUAAAAAGCAGUUUGAUAUCAAUCUGAGUACAUCCCCUCCUAUUUUGCAGUCUUCAGUUUCUUCUUUUAUUUUCAGCUUUAAUAUUGUAUCUGUUGGUCAUGGGUGAAAUCAGUCAUGAUCAAUCAUAAAAGAGUGUUGAACUUGUAUAAGCUCUUGUUCCAGAUCACUUGCUAUAUUGAUUGUGAUCAUAUCUCUAUUGUUGAGUUUCAUUGGUUUAGCUGAAACUAAUGUUGUGCUUUAUGGUAACCACUACCAGCAGUGCCACAAACAAAGCAACUGCUACCACUCAUGUGCUAAACCAUGAUAUUAUUAUUAUUAUUAUUAUUAUUAUUAUUAUUAUUAUUUUAUUUUAUUUUUUUUGGUUCAUAUAAAUCAUCUGUAUGAUAUUUUUUUUGGCUUUGCAAAUACUUCUUAAUUUGUGAGUUUCAUUGGUUUAGCUAAAAGUACUACCAGUGGUGCCACAAACAAAGGAACUGCUACUGACCACAUGGGAAGCAGGAGCAAGAAAAUAGGAGGGGGGCCUUCUUUCAAAAGAAAAGGACAAGGAGUAAAGAGGAGGCAAAAGGAUUUUUACAGUUUUAUCAACUAUUUUAAAUUUUCAAAUUAUUAAAUAUAUAUAUAUAUAUAUAGUUUUGUAGAACUAUCAAUAAACCAGGAGUCUCAUGUAAAACCAAAAAAUUUU
Molecule: messenger RNA, 3062 nt
Organism: Dioscorea cayenensis subsp. rotundata (Guinea yam)
Lineage: Eukaryota; Viridiplantae; Streptophyta; Magnoliopsida; Dioscoreales; Dioscoreaceae
Product: transcription factor MYB1
Exons: 4
Coding region: 33-1118 (361 amino acids)
Biological process (GO): regulation of DNA-templated transcription
Cellular component (GO): nucleus
Molecular function (GO): RNA polymerase II cis-regulatory region sequence-specific DNA binding; DNA-binding transcription factor activity, RNA polymerase II-specific
Source: RefSeq, a predicted model, not a curated record